UUGUGGGACGAGAGUGGCUGUCGGGUUGAUUUCAGUGACGAGACCUACACGCGCUGUGUCUGCAGUCAUUUGUCUACGUUUGCGGUGCUCAUGGACGUUCACGAUUACGUGGGAAAAGACGCGGCUCUGGAAGUUCUGUCUUUUACAUGCAGUGGCGCUAGUGUGCUGUGUCUCCUUGUCACACUCGCAGUCUUCCAGGGAUGCAGGUCCAUCCAAGGGGAAAGGACGGACAUCGGCAAGAACGUGUGUGCGUGCCUGCUCGGAGGUCACGUGACGACCUUAUUCUUCCUGGACAAAACGUACAUCAACUUCUCUGAGGUGUCGUGUUCGAUCGUGGCUGGGUCGCUGCACUACCUGUUCCUGGCCGCCUUCUGCUGGAUGACAGUGGAGGGUCACCACCUGUACCGAAUGGUCGUGACGGUGUUCGACAACGGUCGCGAUUUCCGACGAUGGUACCAGGUGGUGGGGUACGGAGCCCCGGCGUUCGUCGUGAUCCUGACGACGGUCGUCGCGGUCCUCAGGGGCGACAGGGCUUACGGGAACGAAGAACUAUGUUGGCUCUCGUCUCCAGUCUACAUCUGGACUUUCAUUGGCCCAGUGUUGCUGCUUUCCGUGAUCAACACAGCAGUCCUUGUUCUGGCUCUGCGAGAGGCCGUGUCUGCAGGACUGAGCCAAGGAAAAUCGAAAACCGAGACAGUGUGGAUCUGGAUCCGGGGAUGGUUUUCACUGUCCGCCCUUCUCGGAAUAACGUGGCUGUUUGGACUUGCCUACAUGGAAUUCAACCACAGUUUUGUCUACGUUUUCGUCGUGCUCAACGGCUGUCAGGGCCUGUUCAUCUUCCUGUUCCGCUGCGUUCUGAGCCACCAGGUGCGUGUCUCUGUCACGACCAGAGUCAAGAGGGACGGCUUCCUGGAGCUGCUGCGAGGACUUGCUAUGCGAUGUUCGCCCAGGCCCUCGGAUAGCACCCGCACGACAGCCACGGAACACACGGACUGGGUUCACGAUGACCGGAGCAAUCGCCCUCUGUGGUUUGUGCUGACCCAGGGCGAUAAGGCGGCCUUCAAUUGGGAAUCAAGUAUCCGUGGCAGCCCGGAUCAUACGGCCGUUGAUAAGUCUAACUGCGACCAGACCGGAAGCCCCUGCGCAGAAUCCGGCAAGAUGAACCGGGAAAGCUAUGAAGGGAGUGGAAAUUUGGGUCAGCGGGACAUUUGCCCGGCAGUUUCCGGCUGUCAAAACUGGUCUCAGAGGUCCGUGUCAGCAAGCAGAUGCUCCACAAUUGACGAGGAGCCCGACCCUGACUGCUAGGAGCCCGACUCGUCGUGACGCCAUUUGCAACUCCAGGACAACAUUACGUAGCCUGUAGAAAUAUCAGAGUUCUUGCUGUGUUAUAAAAUGCUACUUACGUGUAACCUAAACAGCAAGACUACUAUAGAGCGUUUGUAUUUGUGUCAGAGUGAUUUAUCUGCACGUAAAGGCAUCGUCACACAGACUCAUUUUGUCUCUUUUAAUUUAACAAACUUUAAAAUACCGGAAACUUACUUAUCCAUAAACAUUUCUGUACAACAUUUUGGAUCCCUACCCUGCGUCAUGUAUUUGUGCCGUUCAAUUAACUUAUUUCGAUCGUAUCAGGCGAAUACUGAAACUGUGGAAAAAGGAACUAAGGAUUUGGCCAGGUUUCACGAUUCUUCACGGGUCAAGAGUUGGCCUGUGUUGUUUCAACAAAGUCUCUUUUCCUCUUUGUUCUAAACUAAUACACUUAAGCUACUUAGCACUGUGUUUAUAAUUUACUUACACGUCAGACAAAGUUCCUUUCAUACUGUAAGAAUUUUCCUCGGAAUCUUA
Messenger RNA from Zootermopsis nevadensis, 1842 nucleotides. RefSeq lists its product as uncharacterized. Lineage: Eukaryota; Metazoa; Arthropoda; Insecta; Blattodea; Termopsidae. The record is from RefSeq and is a predicted model, not a curated record.